UUGGAUGCAAAAUAACUUCUGGGUAGGACAGUACAUACCCUUGCGCUUCUUGUCCUUCUUGUCUGGGGCCAUCCUGCUGUAAGUCGGGAAAAAUCGCAGGCGGUUCCUGGAGGACUCUAAUCGGAGGGUCGCAAAAGGUGCGGGAAACUUUUUUUCUGCUCGCAUUUUUUCCUCCGCCAAGCGGUGAGAUCGAGCCCGGCCGAGGGCCUCGCCGCGCUCUCGAAGCUCUUCUCCGCACCCAACCAUCUCACACGCCGUUUGCUUCUACGCACGCUGCCGUCAUGGGGAAAUCAAAUGCCAAUAAACCCCUCACUCAGGAGGAGAUCUGGGAUGACUCUGCCCUUGUCCAGAGCUGGGAUGAGGCUGUUGAGGAAUACAAACUCUACCACAGCAUCCAAGCCAAAGGCGAGAAUGUCGAAGAUGUCCUGAGAGAGGCAGAGGCUGCCGAGAAAGCUCAAGCGGUGCAAGAUGAGCAGCCGUUGGACGCGUCGGCCGACCACAUGGAUGCUGACGUCGACGUGCCGGUCGUUGACACUGCUGCCAAUACCACCGCUCCAGCCGAAAUUCCGCAAGUGCCACAGGUUGCUACGUCGCAGACUGCGGGAGGGCCAGACCGGCCAUCUGGACGGAGUGGCCAUGAAACGGAGCAAACGGCUGGGCCUGGAUCCGUAGGAGCAGCUCCUAUGCCUCACCCCGCCCUAUCACAAGUCCAAGAUGAAGGACUGAAAAGCCUCAUGAUGGCCUGGUACUAUGCUGGAUAUUACACUGGCCUCUACGAGGGACAACAGCGAGCGAAUCAGAAUAAGAGCUCAUAGUAAUAUCUGCUUACUUUCGAACUGAAAGUAUAGCUACGCAAGUGGUCAGCAUGCCCAAAGAUACUUGCGUCCAGGUAGGUGUGCAUCGGGAAGUGCCCAGAAAGCUAAAAAUCAAGACGGCUGCAGAAGCAAACAGCAUCCCAUCUGGGCACGCCUAAGAGCAAAGCUUUAGCCCAGGCAGAAAGU
This is a messenger RNA of Aspergillus ibericus CBS 121593, 1001 nucleotides long. RefSeq lists its product as uncharacterized. The transcript has 4 exons. Bases 282 to 815 code for a protein of 177 amino acids. The record is from RefSeq and is a predicted model, not a curated record. NCBI's taxonomy places the organism in Eukaryota, Fungi, Ascomycota, Eurotiomycetes, Eurotiales, Aspergillaceae.